Fundulus heteroclitus (mummichog) is the source of this 1230-nucleotide messenger RNA. Its product is annotated as tryptase gamma-like. The coding region runs from base 88 to 828 and encodes 246 amino acids. The record is from RefSeq and is a predicted model, not a curated record. Gene Ontology annotation, molecular function: serine-type endopeptidase activity. The transcript is spliced from 4 exons. Gene Ontology annotation, biological process: proteolysis. NCBI's taxonomy places the organism in Eukaryota, Metazoa, Chordata, Actinopteri, Cyprinodontiformes, Fundulidae.
UCUCCAGCCGUAGUCUGUGGACAGGCCCCACUAGGUUCUCGUAUUGUGGAUGGAUUUUCGGUGACAUCAGCUGGUGAGUGGCCAUGGAUGGCGAGCUUGCAGAAGAAUGGCCUGCAUGUGUGUGGAGGGACACUGGUGUCCGAGACCUAUGUGCUGACAGACGCCAGAUGCUUCUCAGGCUCCAUCAAUUUGCUUGACUGGACAGUCAGGUUGGGUCGUCUAACACAGAAUGGAGCUAAUCCAUCUGAGAUGUUGUUUAAUGUAGUAAAUAUCCAUAUGAGCAGCCUGACAGGAAACAACAUUGCAGUGCUCAAGCUGUCACCCCCACCCACCAUAAACGACUACAUCCAGCCCAUCUGCUUGGGUAACAGAAGAACAUUCCCUGUAGGAUCAGAAUGUUGGGCUGUCGGGUGGAGCUCUGGAAGAGGAGGAGAGGAGCAAGCUCUGCAGCAGAUUCAGACGAUAGUGCAAGAUUGCGGCGAUGCAUCAACAGCUGAUAUCAUGUGCACACGAUUAUUUACUCAGGAGCAGGGUGACUAUGGUGGCCCACUCAUGUGCAAGGACAACGGUACAUGGUUCCAGACAGUGGUCCUUUCAUUUGUAAACACCAUCAGCCCAGCUGCGCCCAUGAUGACCUUUGAAAAAUUGGACCGUUUUCAGUCCUUCCUGGAAGACAUGUCUCUAGUCAAUAGCAGCAGCAUUUCUCUGUCUCCCGUCUUACUCCUAGGCCAUCUUCUUCUCUUUGCUUUAUGCAUCCAAGCCUUCACACAGGAAACCUUUAUGCUGUCUGGUUUACAAGAUGUGGAACAGGCAGAGAAAAACAAGUGAAGGGUUUUUAUUUUAGUCCUGAUUUCUCUCAGAUGACAUAGAGUUGAUCUCUGCCUUUGGUUAAUUAAUUCAGAUCUAAAGGAUCAGAAGCAUUUGGCAGAAAAUCAAUUCAAUCAGGAAACAUUUUCAUUCACAGAAGAAACUAAAAACAUGAAGUAAAAAUAAUUUCCUAGUCUAAAACUUACAAAGUUUUAUAUUUUAAAUAAAGGCAGUAUGCCAUCACUGCAUCGGAUCAAAGGUCAACCAAUAGGAAUCAACUCGUGAAGGAUGAAAGCUUUAAAUCAUAUCCAGACAUCUUGAAGUGUGACUCUUCUUUACCUAAUAUUUUUUUCAGAUUGUAAUCAUGUCCUAUGUUUCUUUUUUUCCUAAGAUAUAAUCACUUGAUAAAUUUUAUUAACCACA